UAAACCAUACGCAAUUAAUGUAAUAUUGCUUAUAUUAUUAAAAGAUUAAACCUCAAUUGAAAUAUUUCCCUUCAUAACUUAUAUUCAUCUAAUAUGCAGUUCAGAGAUUUAUAUGCAAACUUGAUUUCCUCUAAAGAAUGCCUAGCCGGAUAUUUUGGAUUUCAUUGUUCUCAAGUUUGUCGUUAUCCAACUUAUGGAGAGAAAUGCAGUCGGAUGUGCACAUGUGAUAGAUAUACAUGUGAUUUUUCACGUGGAUGUGUCUCUACUUUGGAAAACAGUCCUAGCAGUACCCAGUUUACUUUAUCAGCUAGUAGAUUAACAUCAACCACAGGCAUCGGAUCAAAAAGUGACACACUUACUUCGUUAUUCCUUGAUUCAAUCAAAGCAAGCGCCACACACCAAAUUUAUUCCACUUUGCCAGUCAGUAAGAAAUGUUGUGACGAAAAACAAAGACAGGUUUCACUAACAUUUGUAUUGCAGAUAAGUACGGCUUCAAUUGUUUUUCUUUUUUUCUUUUUUCAAAUUUUGCGGUCAGUUUGGAAGAUUAUUAAAAGUUUGCGAGCUCCUCGAAUUACUCUACAUCGACCAAGGAAGCCGUCAAGGGAUACUGAUCAUUAUCAUUGUUUGGAGGAAUUUGAGCAAACUUUCCCACCUUUAAAUGAGGAAGAAAACACACUUUUUGAUGGACCUGCAGAUGUGAAAAUCAAGGUAAACAAAGACAAGAAGUAUUAUUCAGUCACAUUUCAGACAACAAAUAACGAAGGAAGGGACAUCUGCUUAAGCCCUAGAAAAAAGAUUUAUGAAAAUACACAUGAGGCAAUCGACAAAAAUGACAAAUGUGCAUGUGACAUGAUAAACGAAAACGCAGCAGUGGCUAUCAUGACUCCAAAAGGUAUAAUCCACAAUGAGCAAGGGCCCUUUAGUCCUCAGUCAGGUUAUAUUGAAAUGAAAGCUAAAAUUCAAAGAAAAGAAUUUGUGGAUCCAUACUUACUUGUAGUAAACGGUGAUUAG
Messenger RNA from Saccostrea cuccullata (small rock oyster), 1011 nucleotides. RefSeq lists its product as uncharacterized. The record is from RefSeq and is a predicted model, not a curated record. Lineage: Eukaryota; Metazoa; Mollusca; Bivalvia; Ostreida; Ostreidae. The transcript is spliced from 2 exons. The coding region runs from base 94 to 1011 and encodes 305 amino acids.